Trichophyton verrucosum HKI 0517 is the source of this 960-nucleotide messenger RNA. RefSeq lists its product as uncharacterized. The annotation marks the transcript as partial. The transcript has a single exon. The record is from RefSeq and is a predicted model, not a curated record. Gene Ontology annotation, cellular component: cell periphery; fungal-type vacuole. Lineage: Eukaryota; Fungi; Ascomycota; Eurotiomycetes; Onygenales; Arthrodermataceae. Gene Ontology annotation, biological process: positive regulation of catalytic activity.
UCACAGUCACAGUCAUUCCCGGUGCCGCCAGGAGACGCCCAUGUUGCCAGCCACCACUACUCACCCAAGGCGAAGGACUUUGCAUUCGAUAGAGAGUCCCGGAGAGAGAAAGAUAUCGAGCAAGGAGAAGGAGAGCUCUCGGAAAGAACCCGAUCAUACACACACUAUACGCAAGAAUCCAGAUGGAAGACGUUCACUCGGUCUGUACCGCAGGUCCGAGAGCCGACGCACCAGCAGAACAAGAUAGUCGACGCAGACUGGCUCAACCGGAAUUUUGGCGACUACUCGGAUCCAUGGCAGGGAUACAUCGACGAGAAGGCGGAUGAGAGCGCCCGGCACUCGGCUACCUUCAUCCAGCGGCGGAAGAUAUGGAUGAAAAGGGUUCAGUACAAGAUCCUGCACAGUCCCAUGGUGCCUCUGAUCAUCCGUCUUACCGUCUUCAUCUUCUCGGCCAUUGCCCUCUCGCUGGGCGGAUCAAUUCGACAUCUCUCGACGACACAUAGCCGGCCCCAAGGUCCGUCUCCGCUCAUGGCCAUUAUCUUCGAUGCAAUUGCACUUGUUUACCUGGUUUAUAUCACGUAUGAUGAGUACACGGGCAAACCGCUUGGACUGCGGUCAGCCAGCGCAAAGAUACGGCUGAUCUUCCUCGACCUGGUGUUUAUUGUCUUUGCAUCGGCGAAUCUCAGCCUAGCGUUUGCUUCUCUGUCCGAUGUGAAUGGUUCAUGCUCCAGUGGAGAUAUAGAUCUCACCAUCCACCCCAGGAACGACAAGAUCUGUGAUAGACAGAAGGUAUUAGCUGCCGUCUUGUUGGUUGUACUGGUUGCCUGGCUCAUGACCUUCAUGAUCAGUGCUCUACGGUAUGUUUCUCUCCCUUCUCAAAUUAUCUCUGCCCCAAUUAUCUCUGCCGCUGCUAACGUCCCUCCCUAUUCCAGAGUCAUCGAGCGAGUGGCAGCCAAGUAG